UGAUGAGCGCUUAGUUGAGAGGAGGUCCUCAGCGCCCGGCUCUUGAUGCGUGCGUAAAACUUUCUAAUGAAAUCAAAAAACACUUUUUGACCAACUUAGAAUUCGUUCUACUAAGGCCAAGAGGGCCUGAUACAUUCACCGACGUUUUCCUUUAAGAGAAAACUUCAGAAUCAUGGACCCCAAAUCUACCGAGGGAGGGGCUGAAGAGGAGCUCCUUGGAAACUUGUCACCAAAUCCAUCUGCUGAGGUGGCACAGAAGCAUGGGGUAGGGUACGAGCUGGAGGAGGAGCAGGAUGACCUGGCAGAGCACCAGCCUCUGGAACAGGAGGACCUGAACUUUGAGAAAUGGAAGCGAAGGCCCGUCCCCCAGCGAACACUCCAUGAGAAAAUAGACGACGUGAAGACCUAUCUAUGGAACGCAGAGACCAGGGAGUUCAUGGGUCGCUCCGGAAAGAGCUGGAGCCUUAUCCUCUUAUUCUAUUCAGCACUGUAUCUGUUCCUGGCGGCCAUGUUUGGUGGCUGUAUGUGCUGCCUCAUGUGGUCUAUCAGUCCUUACCAUCCUACCCACAAUGACAGGGUGAUGCCACCAGGUAUGACGAUGUCCCCAUAUCUCGAGGGCUUUGAUAUCAUCUUUAACGCCUCUGAUCGGAAAUCCUGGAAGAAGUAUGCUAAAUCCAUGGAAGAAUACCUCAAACCGUACAACGACGGUGUGCAGGAGAGGAAGAAUAUCCAGUGUUCACAUGACAACGCGUACUUCCACCAGGACGACCUGGAAGAGGCUGCGGAGAGGAAGUCGUGUCAGUUCAAGAGGUCCUGGUUGGAGCAGUGCUCAGGUCUCCAGGACCCUCACUUUGGCUUUGCCCAGGGAAAGCCCUGCGUCCUCCUUCGAAUGAAUAGGAUUCUUGGGUAUUUACCUGGUCAAGGCACACCUAUAGCUGUGACUUGUGGUGUCAGGAAAGGGCCUCCUGAUUCCCUUGGAGAAAUUCAGUUCUUCCCCAAAAACAUAUUUGAUCUGACGUACUAUCCCUACUAUGGAAAACUAAGACAUGUGAACUACUCAGCUCCAGUGGUGGCAGUGCGUUUCGCGGGGGUGCAGUUUGACACCCACAUUCAAGUACAGUGUACACUGAAUGGCAAGGGAAUCAUCAACGAUUCACAGACCGACCGCUACCUUGGCAGAGUGACUUUCUCAUUAGACGUGGGUGCGUAGGGAAACCACUGAUGCUCCCAUGACAAAAUGAGACAGGAAAAUAUAUGAAAACUCUCAUUCUGUUACACCAUUAUGUUGCUUAUAUACCCUUGUGCCUUCUGAUGAAACAAAAUAUUGACUACAUCAUGUUCAAAAAGUAUACACAUACUCAUACACGUACAUUCACACCUACACACCUCACCUCACAGACAGUGCUGAGCACAAGAUGCAGUAAGUAGUGAAACUGAAUAUUACCAUUGCAUACCUGACAUUUAGCCUGAUUAAUAGCCCUAGGGUCACUAGACAGAAGACACAGUUCAAAGUUUUGUACACUGCCCAAACUUUAGCCAUAGCUAUGCAAUUAUUGAUUUGAAAGCUAAUAGCCUAUUGAACAGUAAGAAAUACCAACUGUUACAAUAUGGAUA
This is a messenger RNA of Hypomesus transpacificus, 1614 nucleotides long. It is a transcript of the gene atp1b4, whose product is annotated as ATPase Na+/K+ transporting subunit beta 4. Gene Ontology annotation, biological process: regulation of DNA-templated transcription; sodium ion transport; potassium ion transport. Lineage: Eukaryota; Metazoa; Chordata; Actinopteri; Osmeriformes; Osmeridae. The record is from RefSeq and is a predicted model, not a curated record. Bases 173 to 1210 code for a protein of 345 amino acids. The transcript is spliced from 9 exons. Gene Ontology annotation, cellular component: nuclear inner membrane; sodium:potassium-exchanging ATPase complex.